GUAGACUUGCUUUUGGAUCGUAACGCCGACGUCAAUGCGUGCACAAAGUCGGAGGAUAGCGCCCUCAUGUUGGCGUCUUGUCAUGGUUACAAGGGAAUCGUAAAAAAACUGAUGAAGAAAAAGGCUAAUGUCAACCAAGUCAACGGAAAUAAUACGUCACCUCUAAUUGUGGCGGCUAAAAAAAAACAUGCAAAUUUGGUACGCAAGCUACUCGCCCACAAGGCGAAUGUAAACCAGGGAGAGACAGAUGGCACCACAGCUCUUAUGGUGGCAGCUCAGACUGGCCAACAGGAUGUUAUAGACGUAUUGCUAAAGCACAGGGCGUCUAUCAAUCAAAUCAACACUGAAAGCGAGACAGCCUUAAAGAUGGCCUCAAAAGAGGGCCACCUUCACGCUGUCCGGACGCUGUUGGAGGCGAAUGCUGACGUCAACCUACAGGACAUAAAAGGUGACACCGCGCUCAUGAUCGCAUCCGGUGCCGGGCACCAUAGGAUAGUUGAGCUGCUGCUGCUAAGAGGGGCCGAAAUUAACGCCUCCAACCGAAUCAACUGGACUGCCCUUAUAUUCGCUGCUCGGUACGGACACACCAGAACACUUACAGUUCUCCUGAGAAACCAGGCCAAUGUUUACAUGACCAACAGAACAGGGUCUACGGCGUUGAUGAUCGCUUCUCAAAUCGACAACCCUGGAAACCUUGGGCUACUAAUAGAUGUCGGGAACAACAUCCAGGAACCGAACGCAGACGGAUGGACGCCGCUAUGCAUCGCGGCAGAGAAAGGUUUGACGGAUAACGUCAGACUGCUGCUGUCUCAUCGUGCCAAUGUCAACUAUGCCAACAAGAACGGGUGGACCGCCCUCAUGCUGGCCAGUCAAAACGGCCACGCCUCGACGGUUGAGGUGCUGCUGUCCAUGAGGGCGGACAUCACGAUGGUCAACGCGAGUGGCCUGACAGCCCUCAUGCUCGCAGCGAAGAAAGGCCACUACACCUGCGUGGAGAAGCUUAUUUCCCACGGGGCCGAUAUCAAUUUCGUCAACGCUAGCGACCAGACUGUGCUCAUCUUUGCCGCGCAAGCCGGUCACGCCAUGAUCGUCAAGCUGCUUCUAGAGCACGGGAAGCGUAAAGGGAACUCCAGUUACUGCACCGGUCAGCGACGCGGCCUCCUUCUGGCCUCGUGCAAAGGCUUCCCUGACGUGGUCGACGUCUUGGCGCAUUAUGGAACUGACGUCGAUUUUAUCGACAAGGACGGCCACAACCCGCUGAUCCUUGCGUCCGCCCUCGGCGAUCAUUCAGUUGUACAAAAACUCAUCCAUCACCGAUGUGACGUCAAUCUGUUAGUGAAUAAGGAAGAGGGCGGCGUCUCGACACCACCAGCAGAACGUUCGGAACACGGUCACGUGGUGUCUUCCACGCCGCUGCUCGUGGCCGUGUACUUUCAGCACGAAGACUGCAUCAGAGCUUUGAUAAACGCAGGGGCAAACGUCAACGCGAAGAAUUACUACGGGACGACGCCGAUAAUGGUAGCGAUGAAGAAGGAGAUGACCAGCGUCAUCGGUCUGCUCAGGGAAGCCGGUGCUGAUGUGAUCCCAGUUGACGCGAUGUCCACCCAAGACCCGUUUCUGGCAAAUAGUUUGUCUUUGAGCACCGACACGAUCAAGUAUGAUAAAAAUCCAAACGCAUCACAGUCCGCUGAAUUCAGGCCAACGACUCCACGCCUGACAGGUGAGCACAUUGUCCAGUUUCAAGUAGCUUUUAAAGAUGUAUUACUGUAUACCCGAUCAUGUAUUUGCUGACUUUAUUUUUGAAGUAAGAGUGGGUCAGGUUGGUCAGUGUACCCCCAACCCCAUGUACCAACCCAUAUGUACCCUAACGCACGUACCGAACCCCAUAUACAUCCCCAUGUGCCGUGUAACGACCCUCCUGUAACACCCACCCCCGUGUACCAGCCUCCGUGUACCUUGCAUCUACCCCGUGUACCGUCUACCCCAUGCACCGUGUACCAACUGCCGUACCCACCCUAGUGUACCACGUACUCCAUUCCCCCCCCCUGCCCGCCCAGGUUAUCUCCUUUCGUUGAGAUGACUAAUUAAUCAAUGGGAUGACUAAUUAAUCAAUGAGAUGACUUAUUAAUCAAUGAGAUGACUUAUUAAUCAAUGAGACGAUUUAUUAAUCAAUGAGAUGACUUAUUAAUCAAUUGGAUGACUUAUUAAUCAAUGGGAUGACUUAUUAAUCAAUGGGAUGACUUGUUAAUCAAUGGGAUGACUUAUUAAUCAAUGAGACGACUUAUUAAUCAAUGAGAUGACUUCAAUUGUCUUUGUUUACUGGUCAAUCAAUCGUCUCGUUGUUGUUUGGUGAAUGACUAGAAUAGUUUUACUGGAUCCAUCAGAACGUGUGUGUGCAUAGUAUAUUUACUAAUGGAUUCAUCGCUGGGUAUGCUUAGUAAUGUAUAGGAGUCGUAGCAAGUUGAAUUUAUUGCAGAAGAAGUCUCUGCGGAUAUUAAGGAAUACGAUUCUCAUUUGCCUCAAUUGAGAGCAGAGGGUAAAUUUCUCAUUUGCCUCACCUGAGAGUAGAGAAUAAGGUUGUCAUUUACUUCCCCUGAAAGCUGAGAGUAAGGUUCUCAUUUGCAUCACAUGAAAGCAGAGAGUAAGGUUCUCAUUUGCCUCAUCUGAAAGAAGAGAGUAAGGUUCCCAAUUGCCUCAUCUGAAAGAAGAGAGUAAGGUUCUCAUUUGCAUCACAUGAAAGCAGAGAGUAAGGUUCUCAUUUGCCUCAUCUGAAAGAAGAGAGUAAGGUUCCCAAUUGCCUCAUCUGAAAGAAGAGAGUAAGGUUCUCAUUUGCAUCACAUGAAAGCAGAGAGUAAGGUUCUCAUUUGCCUCAUCUGAAAGAAGAGAGUAAGGUUCCCAAUUGCCUCAUCUGAAAGAGGAGAGUAAGGUUCUCAUUUGCCUCAUCUGAAAGAAGAGAGUAAGGUUCCCAAUUGCCUCAUCUGAAAGAAGAGAGUAAGGUUCUCAUUUGCCUCAUCUGAAAGCAGAGAGUAGGUUUCAUUUGCCUCAUCUGAAAGAAGAGAGUAAGGUUCCCAAUUGCCUCAUCUGAAAGCAGAGAGUAAGGUUCUCAUUUGCCUCAUCUGAAAGAAGAGAGUAAGGUUCCCAAUUGCCUCAUCUGAAAGAAGAGAGUAAGGUUCUCAUUUGCCUCACCUUAGAGCAGAGAGGAUGUCAAAACUAAAGUAUCUGACAUAAAUUGGGUGAGUUGAAGUGUGUGAUAUGAAAAAGGUGAGUUGAAUUGUGUGGUAUGAAUUUGGUGAGUUUGAGUAAGUGAUUUGAAUAGGGCUAGUUGACGCGUCUGAUAUGAACUGGGUGAUAUGGGAUCAAGAUAUAUUGUAAUUAUUUGAAGAGACAAAUCUCAAUACAAUUUAAACGUGCUCAUCGCAUCUCCAUAUUUGUAUUGUUUCCCCACAGCACCACCAAGCCCAAAUAACGCCAUGUUUCCUGCAGGGCUACAACCUGAAAGGUAAUGUGUAUAUUUCACUAAAUAUUUUAUGCGCUAUUCAGUUGGGCUCCAACACUGCACGCUGCCCUUCAAAUCAAAUAUUGUGGCCCGUAAAAUCAAAUGUUUUUGUGACCCGUCAAACCAAAUAUUGUAGCCCGUUGCAUAUUUAGCCUGCAGCUUUCAAACUCAUGUUCGUAAAAAAAUUUUUAAAAAAUCAUGUGAUAAAAGCAAAAUCAAAUAAUUGAAGAUUCACAAAAAAACAGCAACAUAAAAUCGAUGAUUUAAAAGUCAUGUAACUGAAAAUAUCAACUUAUAUUUAAAUUAAGUCAUAUUCUAUUAUUUUGAGUUUCAUGAUGUAAAUGUAGAAGAAUUUUAUUGUUGUGUGAAGCGUUUAAAUUGAAUUUAUUUUUUGAUCGCGUGUAACGACAUGCUGUACUCGAAGUGUUCACAUUUGUUUCAAAGUGACCCGUGACGUCUUUUCUUUCAAUACAAACCUUAAUCACCAUUUAAAGGGAGACUAUUUAAAAUAAAAAUUAUUUAAAGUCAGACCAACUUUUUACUAAAUAUCAUUCAUUCAAUGGACAUAUAUAAUCUAUCACACACAUACUCAAUGGGUAAAUCUCAUCAAUCACACAUAUCAUCCCCUAUACAGCUUAACACGUGUGCAAGACUGGACAGUGUCAUCCCCUCAUAAAAGAGGCGCCGACGCUGAUGUAGGAUUUACCCGCCUUAGUGUGGCUACCAGUAAUGGGACGUCUGCAAAAUCGUAAGUAAAAUUAUUGGCACAUUUGAACAUAUCUAAUGUACGUUAGGGUCAGUCAAUGUGUGGUAGUACUUCUUACUGCGUUUGUCUGACUUGAAUGACAUAUCAUCAUCAUCUUUGGCGCUACAGCCCAUGUAGGGACAUGACCUGCUACAUCACAUUCUUCCAUUAUGAGCGAUCCGUGGCUUCCCGCCUCUAUGCGCGAGUCCCCAACUUGUGUGAAUCCUUCUCUACAUCGUCGAGCCAUCAUAGUCUUGGACGACCGAUGAGCCUUCUGCCCCUAGGUUUCUGGCUGUAGAUCACAUUUGCUGCUCUUCAAUCUGGUAUCCUUUCAAUACAUUCUGUCCAGCGCAGUCUGCCCCUUUAUUUUAUUGUUGCGAAUAUGGGUGGGUCUUUGUACAAUCCCAGUUUGUACGGAUUCCCCAGACAUCAUUGUCUAUCACUGAGCCAUAUAAUAUAUUAUCCUGACGAUUUUCCCCUUACAUAUUUUGAGCAGGUUCUCUGCUUUUCUGGUGAAGGACCAAGUCUCACUAGCGUGAGCCACUAUUGGUCUUAUGAAGGUGGUGUAUAUUGUCUUCCUUGUUCCACUUGAGAGGUUUUUGUUACCCAGUAGCUCUUGUAGGCUGAAAUAGAAAUGAUUGGCUAUUAUCCUCUCUUUCACCACCGACGUUAUUUAAUAAUAAUAAUAAUAAUAAUAAAGUUCAUUUCAAAAACACGCUUCAUCCCCAAAGGCUCGAAGCGCGGUACAAAGUCAACAAAGAAUAUCUAUAAUUAACCACAUUUAAAACAAACGCAACACUACAAAAACUAAUUACAAGCAUACAAUAUCAAAGUCUUUCUAGCCAUUUCAACCCGGAGCAACACAGCAACACAUGGAAAAGAAGGUAGACAAUCAUCCCAGAAGGUAUUUGCGAAAUAGAUGUGUCUUUAGAUCGGUUUUAAAGGACUCCAGUGUCUGGUUGUUUCUAAGAUCGACAGGAAGGGCGUUCCAAAUUGUUGGACCAGCAAAUGCGAAAGUGCGCUUUCCGUAAGUCUCAAGGCAAACACGUGGUGUCGAGAGUUUGCCACUAUCGGAUGAGCGGAGCUCUCUAGUGGGUACAUAAGGCGUCAGCAGCUCUUUCAGAUAUGACGGCGCCAGGUCAUGUAAGCAGCGGUAGCACAAAGUUGCGAUUUUGUACUCUAUGCGAGCACGCACCGGCAGCCAAUGCAACUCUCUCAGAAGUGUUUUUGCAUGGUCGAAUUUGCGUUUGCGGAGAACUAUGCGAGCCGCAUUAUUCUGUGCUAUUUGAAUUUUAUCCAGGAGCGUAGCUGGAAGACCCACCAUGAGAGCAUUGCAAUAGUCCAUGCGUGAUAGCACAAAUGCAGACAUCAGCCUCUUUGUUGCAUCAAUUGUUAGGAAGGGCCUGAUGUGACUAAUCCUGCGCAGCUCCAGAAAAAUCGCCUUGCAUAGCAUGUUAAUAUGACUUUCAAAAGUUAGUCUUCCAUCUAGGUAGACACCCAGGUACCGCACUGUUUGAGCUAACUCAAUACGCACACCUGAGAGAGUAAUGGAUGUAGUGUUAUUUGCAGAUUUUUGCUUCUGAGCGGUUGCGAUGGGGAUAAGCUUAGUCUUAUCAUCAUUUAAUUUGAGCCUGUUUAUGGUCAUCCAGUGCUUAACCGACUCCAUUGUCUUCUGUGUCAUACUGAGCAGCUGAGGGAACUGAGAAGGGAGCACGGAUUGAUGAAGUUGUGUAUCGUCCGCGUACAUGUGAUACAACAUGUCAAACUGCCUGAUCUCUGCGCCCAGGGGCUGAAUGUACAUCGUGAAGAGCACCGGGCCUAGGACCGAGCCCUGGGGUACUCCGAAUUCGAUAUUAGAUUUCUUCGAAGUCAAGCCGUUUGAAAUAACUGACUGGAUCCGAUUAGUCAGAUACGAUCGGAACCAACACAGAACGGUAUCAGUGAGACCGAACGUUUGUUGCAGACGCUGGAGCAGUAUGCCGUGGUCGAGCGUAUCGAAAGCUGCCGAUAAAUCGAGUAAAGACAAAAUUUAAUUGUGCUCGUUUAUAGUCACCCCAAGAUAUUUAAAUGGGAAGGAUAGUUUGUGUGUCAACUGUGGCGCCUCAACCAUCCAAGGACUAAGGGACAUGAUGAUGAUGAGAUGUUUAAAAGUAGCCACUCUCGCAAAUAUUAAGGUGUUUUUUCUAUUAAUGUUGUCAUCAGCGUGGGUGUUUCGUGGCAUCAUCAAUGUUGUUCCCUGAAUGCUUCAAUUAUAUCAUAAAAUGACUUUUAGGUAUAUCAAUAUGUGGUAACUUGUCUUAAAGUAAGUCUGAUUUUAAUGUCAUGUAUACAUUUGUGUCAAAACCUAGGUAUGCUGGGCAUGUAGAAGACUUGCUCCUGGUUGACUCAGCUGGCGCUCUACUGCACAUAUGUAAAAAUCUGCUGCACAAUGGUGACGCAUGCUAUACUACACAUACGUACCACACACUCCCUUUUAUAUGUGUGCCACUCACUCUCUUUCACAAAAGUGCCACAAGCUCUAUUUCACAUAUGUGCCACACGCUCUAUUUUACAUAUGUGCCACACCCUAUAUUUCAUAUAUGUGCCACACGCUCUAUUUUACAUAUGUGCCACACCCUAUAUUUCAUAUAUGUGCCACACGCUCUAUUUUACAUAUGUGCCACACCCUAUAUUUCAUAUAUGUGCCACACGCUCUAUUUUACAUAUGUGCCACACCCUAUAUUUCAUAUAUGUGCCACACGCUCUAUUUUACAUAUGUGCCACACCCUAUAUUUCAUAUAUGUGCCACACGCUCUAUUUUACAUAUGUGCCACACCCUAUAUUUCAUAUAUGUGCCACACGCUCUAUUUUACAUAUGUGCCACACCCUAUAUUUCAUAUAUGUGCCACACGCUCUAUUUUACAUAUGUGCCACACCCUAUAUUUCAUAUAUGUGCCACACGCUCUAUUUUACAUAGAUGGCUCCCGCUCUACUGCACAUACAUGAAGCACGCUCUAAUACACAUAUAUGACAUACGUUCUACUACAAAUAGGUGGUGCACGCUCUAUUACACAUAUGUGACAUACGUUCUACUACAAAUAGGUGGUGCACGCUCUACAACACAUAGGUGACAUCCGAUCUACUAUACAUAGGUGGCACACGCUUUGCUACACACAGGGGACACGUGCUCUAUUACACAGAGUUGACACACGCUCUACUACAUAGGUGACCCACAUUUUAUUACACAUAGGGGUCACACGCUCUACUACACAUUGGUGAGGCUUGCUCUACUACACGUAGGUGGCACACGCUCUACUAAACAUAGUUAAGAUACGCUCUAAUACACAUAGUUGGCACACACUUUCCUACACAUGGGAGACACACGCUCUGCUACACAUAGGUGACGCACGCUUUACUGCACAUUGGCAACACACGUUCUACUACAAAUUGGUGACACACACUAUACUACACAUAGGUGACACACGAUCUACUACACAUUGGUGACACAUGAUCUAUUACACAUUAUGUGGCAUACGCUUUACUACACAUAGGUGACACACGCUCUAUUACACAUAGGUGACACGUGAUCUACUACACAUAGGUGGCAACCGUUCUACUACACAUAGGUGGCAUACGCUCUACUACACAUAGGUGACACACGCUCUACUACACAUAGGUGGCAUACGCUCUACUACACAUAGGUGACACUCGCUCUACUAUUCUAGAGAACUGAAUCAAACUUAGUUCUCUUUAUCUUAUGGAAUUAUUGAACAUCCUGUUCAAUAUAUAAAUGUUGUUUUAAAAUGUGCUCCAAUGUCUAUAUCUGUAUGUAAAUUAUAUGUUGCAUUGACCUAUGAGGUAGUAUAUUUUAAAUUAAGGCUUUGAAUUUGAUGGCAAAUUUGAUUUUUUUGCACUUUUUUGUUGUUGCCAGUGUUGAAUUUUAAAUCCUGUUUCUGUACCUUAUGCCAUAGCAAAGUCUUUGUUCCCUUUAUAUUACUUAAUUGUAUAUCUUCAAACUUUCAUGAAAGUAUGCUUUCAUUAAAAUAUUACUUUCCUUUCAUAAUGAACUUACACUACUUAGCAAACCCUGAUAUCAUAACCCUCAAAGAACGCACACUUCUUUAGCGAAUGCUGAUCACAUACUACCUCGAAAAACUUAAACUUCUUUAGUAAACAUUAUUAUCAUACCACCCAAUGAACUUACACUACGUUAGCACACUCUGCCAGCAUACCCCUCAGUGAACUUACACUACAUUAGCAUAUUCUGCCAGCAUACCCCUCAGUGAACUUACACUACAUUAGCACAUUCUGCAAGCAUACCCCUCAGUGAACUUACACUACAUUAGCACAUUCUGCCAGCAUACCCCUCAGUGAACUUACACUACAUUAGCACAUUCUGCCAGCAUACCCCUCAGUGAACUUACACUACAUUAGCACACUCUGCCAGCAUACCCCUCAGUGAACUUACACUACAUUAGCACACUCUGCCAGCAUACCCCUCAGUGAACUUACACUACAUUAGCACAUUCUGCCAGCAUACCCCUCAGUGAACUUACACUACAUUAGCACAUUCUGCCAGCAUACCCCUCAGUGAACUUACACUACAUUAGCACAUUCUGCCAGCAUGCCCCUCAGUGAACUUAUACCGUUUAAACAGACUCAUCUAGCAAGCUAGUAACAUCGUACAAACUAAACAUCUUUCACUUGCAGAACAGUUUGAAAAAAUUACUUUUGUAAGAAUAAAAAAAAAAUUGGAUGAUACAUGUCACCAAUUCUAUCACAGAUACCUACGAUUAGCUCGAUGAGCGCGAUAUUUUUUCCUUAAAAUUAAGAACGGUGGUAUAAAUCAUGUUACUCCCCAGUCUAGGAAUUUGUGAGCGUGCUCCACCAGCGCGUAUCAAGUCUAAAUGAUCACUAAUUAAGUAACUAUUGUCACUAAGGCAAUUCGUUGAUGGGUGACUUGAGAUGUCUUGUGUUUAAAUUGUUUUAAUUGUAAAAUUUUGUAUUGUUUAAAAAGAAAUAUUUAUGUACGUGCUGAAAAUGAAUUUGUGAAAUGUAAUUUAAAAAAAAAUCAUUUUUGUUUAAUCAAUAAAGAAUCUUAUCUUGUCUUACAUAAGUUAACCCUGACAUCAUAUCUCUCAAUGAACAUACACUACUUUAGUAAUCUUAUAUCAUACCCCUUAAUGAACUUACACUACUGUACUAAACACUGAUAGUCUAAAUCUCAGUGAACGCUCACUACUUUAGUAAACCCCGAUAUCCUCCACCCCCAAAUUUCAAAAGGGUUACACAAGACUUCAGAUCUGAGGCCAGAUGAAUCCCUCCUCCGUUAGCGGGGACACGGAGAAGACUUGCUAAAGUCAACACUGUUUUUAAGAAGGGGCGUCACGUGGGGAUCUGGUUAAACCAUUUUCUUUAGAAAUAUCUUUACGACACUUGGAGGUCCCAUGUUAACACAAUUAAAAAGAACUGACUCAACUUUUUUUGUGUGGCGACUUUCAUCUGGUGCUGUGGAAAUUUGGGAACAUUGCUAUUCUGGCCAAGACGUGUGACGUAUAACAAAGUGUCUGACCCUAGUACAAUCCUCUACCACAAGGAAUUAAAUUAUGGCGAAUUUCCUUCCAUCAUCCUCUUCUCGGCAACACAAGCUCCCCCUCCCCCUCUUCUUUCUUCUCUUAUUCCAUCUCACAUAUACAUCUUUAAAAAAUAUAUAUUUAACAUUUUAUUUUCUAACAAUACCAAUGUUGUUAAGUAGAAACUCCCAGAGAUUUUUUUCGAUUAAAUACAAUAACAUUGUUAGAGAUGAUACAAGCUCGUCGUCAUCCUUUCUUGUGUCUAUCUGUGCUCUGAUGUGUUCCACGCAGCAGGAGUUGUUGAAAUUUUCAUUGUGUCUGUGUCAUUUCGCCCACGUCACUCCACCUCAGGGCUUAAGUUCCAAGUGUUCUUUCUUUUAGAUGAGUUGUCAUCCGAGGUUGCCAUCCAAGGUUGUCAUUCAAAGUUGUCAUCCAAGGUUGUCAUCUCAGGUUGACAUCCAAGAUUGUCAUGCAAAGUUGUCAUCCCAAGGUUUUCUUCCAAGGUUGUCUACCAAGGUUGUCAUUCCAGUUUGUCAUCCAAGGUUGCCAAUCCAAGGUUGACAUCCAAGGGUGCCAUCCAAGGUUAUCAUUCAAGGUUGCCAUCCAAGGUUGUCAUCCAAGGUUGUCAUCCAAGGUUGUCAUCCAAAGGUUGCCAUCCAAGGUUGUGAUCCAAGGUUGCCAUCCAAAGUUUUCAUCUAAGGUUGUCCUCCAGAAUGCCAUCUACUCUGGGCGUUGUUUUUUUAUUUUCUUUGUCUCAGUUGGGGACUGAACUCAGUUGAAACCAGUCGGCCAAUCCUCACCACGUUAUUAGACACUUUAAUUUGACAUCAAUGCUUUCGAAACAGAAUAAAUCCCACCCAAACCUGGUGCGAUUGAGUCGAUGUCAUCAGACAUACUUUUAAAAAGUGCUUAUUAACGAAAUAAGCUAAAAUCUGGUGUUCAAACUAAUUGGAAGUAUUUUAAUCAGAAAGAAAUUUAUCGAUGUUUUAAAUAACGGUAAAAAUGAACAUUAAUUUGAACAUUAAUUUGAACAUUUAUUUUUAUGGCAGAUUGCAUCCCUUGAACGAAUCUGAACCCAGCGAUGUCUGGAGUGAGAGUGGCUUCUCAUCAAUGAGCAGCGUCCGGAGGGAGUUUGCCGGGAAACCAGAAAGAUCAUUACAUCUGUGAGUCCUACUCGGCUGGGUAACAUAGUUGUAGGAUGUAACGGGCACCAUACAACAGUGGGGAGUAAUCUAGCUACACAAUACAACGAGCAACCUAAAUUGUGGGGAGUAAUCUCGCUAUAUGAUAUAACGGGCACCCUAAAACUGUAAGGAGUAAUCUAGCUAUAUGAUAUGACAGACCCUUAAAACUUUGUAUGAAAAUUUAGUUAUGUGAGAUAACGGACACCUUAAAACUGUGUGGGAUAAUUUAGCUAUAAGAUAGCUAGCAGUCCACCCUAAAGCUUUGUAGGCUAUUUUAAGCAUAGUGAUAUAGCUAAUUACUCUUGCUGGGUCUAGAUUUUUUUCCUUCUUUUAUAUGAGGGUCCACGAUCCAUUCAUUGAUCAUUCUGGCUCCUGGUUUGAUUUCAGAGUUUGCCUUCUCUUAGAUGAGUUGCCGUCUAAGGCUAGAGAGUCCCGUCCACCUGGGGUGCUUGGGGUGUUUUUGCUGGUCUUAGCUUUGGUGGGGAUUGAGCCAAAGACCACCAGCUAUUUGGCUUGAGUCAGUUUACAUUAUUUGACCACCCAUCAACCAAGAUUUAAGGGAGCGGGGGGGGGGGGGUUCAUUUGAAAACCCAAGAUUUAUAAAAAUGUGGCUAUGGAAUAUUAUCUCAAGCAGUUUUGAUACCUCACGCAGUGGAAGUUUUUAAAAGACCACCAGCUAUUUGGCUUGAGUCAGUUUACAUUAUUUGACCACCCAUCAACCAAGAUUUAAGGGAGCGGGGGGGGGGGGGAUUCAUUUGAAAACCCAAGAUUUAUAAAAAUGUGGCUAUGGAAUAUUAUCUCAAGCAGUUUUGAUACCUCACGCAGUGGAAGUUUUUUAAUUUGUUUAGACAACAAUUUGAAAAAAAACAAAAAAACUUGCUAGAACCGGAUUAUUAUUAUUAUUUAUAAUUAUUGUAGGCAUUUUUUAUAGCGCUUACCUUACAGCUCUAAGCGCUUUACAAUUAUUAAAAAUAUAUAAACUAUUUAAACUGCUAAAGCAAAUAAAAAUGAAAAACCAGAGACACUAGCAUAGUAAGUACUAUGUGAAAAAUGACUACUGAAACAGAAGCUGAAACAUUAAAAUGGCUAUAAAAACAAGUACACUUGGCACGUUUUGGCCUAUACUUAAAUACAGGAUCAACCCGAGACAGGAAAUUACUAGACUUAAAACUAAACACUAAGCGUUAAAUACUUAACACUGAGCACAACAUAUCAAAAUAAAAAUAAAAUCUUAUGCUCAGUAGUUUUAUAACGCUUCCGUUUCCCCAUCAGGAAAAUCGAGAACCUCCACAUCAAGAAGGCUGGACCAAUGAAGAUCAACAACCCAAACAUGACGAUUCCAGACCUCAGGAACCUGGCCAUGGAUCGUGGGCGGAUAACUGUCAUCAAUCACAUGGAUGACGCCGAGAGCACCACGUCUGACACACCCUCUAUAAAUCUCUAGGGACAUGUUGACAGAGAGCGUUGGAAAUUAACAUUGUAUGGAUAUGUAGUGGCAGUAUGACAUUGAACGUCGGGAAAUAUGUGGAGACAGUGGGAAAUUGACAGUUUUACAGUGACAGUUAGGCAUUGAAGCUAUUUAAAUAUGUCGUGACAGUUUGUUAGAGAAAGUCUACAAAUCAUCCGUGACAAGUCGACCUUGAUAUUUAACGUUUAAAGAUAAUACGUCACUUCCGUAAUACCCUUUCUAGAUUUAUGUUACAGCUACACGGAAAUGUAAUAUUUAGUUCGUUACAUCAACAGGGAAGUGUAACAAUUUGGAUUUUUACAGCGGUACGGAAAUGUAGUAAUUUGUAAAAUUCAAGUUUACAUGGCAAUGUAAUAAUUUGAAUAGUUGCAGCUAUACGGAAAUUUAAUAAUUUGUAUAGUUACAGCUACAGGGACAUUUAUUUGUUGGUAUUUGCAACUAAAUGAAAAUUUAAUAAUUUGAAUUACUUAUAUCUGCCCUGAAAAUGUAAUAAAUUUGUUCAAGAAUGUCAAAGUCACUUAAAAUCCGCAGUGCGGCUUUUUCUUUUAAACAAAUAUCCUUUCAUUCAAAAUUACGAGUAAAUAUAUAAUCAUGUAAAUGAAUAUCCUCCAUACAUGUGUGCCAGUAAAUAAUUAAUGAAGGCAUUCUCGACCGCGUUUGGGUAAGACCAUCGCUGAUCGUUGUGCCAGAUGUACCUGAUAGGCCAGAUGUUAUCACACUGUGAUCAGUCAGAACGAUUUUUGCUUGGUAUACACAAUACAAAAUUAAAGUAUAUAAAGUGCGUAAAAAAAUGAAAUGUUUAUCUAAUAAAUUUGUGAUAAAUAUUGCUGUUCCUUCAACUGAGUAAAUUGUUCAAUUUUUAAUUUAACAAAUUUUCAUCUAAUUACAUUGACUUUUUUUUUUUAAUUUUCAAACAUUCGCAACACAUGACAUUAUCCACCAU
This is a messenger RNA of Lymnaea stagnalis (great pond snail), 13388 nucleotides long. Lineage: Eukaryota; Metazoa; Mollusca; Gastropoda; Lymnaeidae. The record is from the annotation of a GenBank genome assembly.